AUGUUCAACAGAAAGCGUCGCGACCUCACAGAUGAGGAGCGUCUCAGCGGCUAUGAUCUCGAUUCCCCUCUCUCCCAGCGCUGGAAGCCCCAAUACUCUGUCCCACGUAACUCACUAGAGUCGCGCAUCACAGAUAAGGAGAAUGGCCCUGGUGAAAGACCGCGCCAUGUACCACAUCCGCUCUCCUUCGGGAGGAAUAGACGUGAUAUGGACACGUUUGCGGGCGGUAUUCGGCAGAGUAGUGAAGAGAGUGAAGACGAGGAGGAGUUUUCUGAUCCAAAGCUCUGGAUAGAGACUGUUUCGGAAUUGUAUAUGAAUGAACUCGAUAACAGGGCAAGAUGGGAUCCGCGAUGGCUCAACGUUACUCGACGAGAGCGGUUCGAGGGUUUGGAGUCGGUUACUGUCUCGGUCAUAGAUUAUCUGGCAAAUGAUGAAGUGGGAAAGAGCAAACUCAUCACCACGAAAAAAGACCUCGCAGCAGCCAUCAACACCAGACCAGAAGGUUCUAAGACAAGAGUCAUCAUGGUCAGCGAUCUAAGUCGUUUCAUAAUGGGCGCCCUAGGCCAGCUGUACUCAGUAGACCCCGAAUUCUGGUACGAGCAUCUCAUAGCCUCAGGGUACUCCGCCAGCGACAGCGGUUUGAAGCUGAAAAAUGCUGUAUGGAUGAACUGGAAUGAACGGGAAACGCAGUUUCGACAUCGUCCUUUACCUGGAAUUGGCCAACGAACAGAAUGGAACGUUGCGCGGAGGUCGGCUCGGAAUUGGGCUCAUCUUCGUUGGGGAAGGCUUGGUGCGCUGCAUUAUCUUGGUCGACCUGGUUUUCACGAAGAUGAGAUCGCGGGUCGUAUAUCUGAUGGACGGUGGACUAUUGAGCGCGAUGUUGUUCUUGAUAAGACGGGGUUACUCUUGACGGACAAGAGGAAAAAGCGGGCUGAACAAAAGAUACAGAAGAAGGAAGACAAAGCAGCAAAGAAGAAAGACAAGAAGAAUAACAAGGGCUUUGUUCUACCUGAGAUGCCAAAGGUCACGGUCAAGCUUGAGGGCACAGCGGAUAGGAUAAAGACGUCGAAUGUAUAUCGUCCUUACAGUACUUUCUUUCCUAUACUUCAUCGGAAUGCGGAGUACUGGAAGGACAGGGAUCUUAGGGUCAUGGCACCGGAGGGUAUUGGGUAUUGGUCAAGUGUCGACAAAGAAGGGAGGAAAACGAUUAUCCUGGUCUUUGAUCCACCCCGAACAAUGCGCAACGACAAGACAAAAGAGGCAACCCCAUCUCUAACAUUCAUGCCUCGAGCAAUGGAAUUCGAAUCUUACACAGACGAAGAACUAUGGCGAACAGCCGAUCCAGGCGAGACAUAUCUCGAUCCGCCUCCACAGAUCCUUACGAGAAAACAACAGAAAGAAGAAGAGAAGAGACAGCGAAAGAAUAGACCACAGGAUGUCAAAGGAAACGAGGACGAGAGACUAGCUGCUGCGGGCGUGAGCAAAGAGGACCAUAACAGCGACUACAUCGACUCCAGCGAUUCAGAGUAUGACGUGGAACAUCAAACCAAGCUGAGAAAUAUGUACAAAACUCGACAAUCUUACGUCCGGGAUCGAGAUUUCGCGAGGAAAUAUUCUCUGUCGACUAUGGAUCUAGUAUCCCGAUACCUCGCCAACAUCUCCCCCACAGAACUAUGCCAGGACGGUUCUGCAAUUCCGUCGCUCCUCACACGCUUAUUACUCGAUGAUCUCUGGCAACUCCUCGCCGAACUCCGUCUCAUGCAAGACCACAUAGAUUCCGACCUCGGCGCAGACCUACACAUGCACUUGCUCCAAGAUGCAGGCACCGUUACACGACAAAACAUGGCUUGGAUAAGAUCUACACUCCAGGAAUUAACCGAGUGGACAGACCAUGCGAAAAAGUCAAAGAUAUUCGGGUUUUCUGAAGAGCUUGUCGAACUGGGAGAAGAGCUGCUUUCUCUCAAGGCAAGGUCGGAACAGACACUUAACUUUCUUAUUGCUUCGACAGGAAUUACGCAGUCGGCGCUUGUCAUUGAUCAGACUUCUGGUAUCAACAAGUUGACUGAGCUGGCGUUUUUCUUUGUCCCGUUGAGUUUUAUCACGGCUGUCUUCUCGAUGCAGGUUGCUGAACUUACCGAUGCGCCGCCUAGUAUAUGGACGUGGGGAUUGUCGCUUGCUGUCGUGUUCCUUGUCACGUACAUGAUACGUAUAUUCUUGCGAUCGCCUUCAGUAAAAGACUUCACCAAGACCGUCCGUGUAACAAUCCUCAACCGGUGGACACCGAAAAGCCGCUCUUCAUCUCUCCGUCUCGACUCCAUCAGCAACCGCGCCAUCUGCAAGUUCACAUUCGCCGCCACUUUAGUACUGUCCAGUGCCUGCGUGGUCAUCUUGGUGGGCCUGAUAUUCAUUUUCCUUCUCUACUUUGGUCUAUGGGCUGGGAUAGUAGGUACAGCAUUGUACUUUAUCAUCACGAGGUGGCCUGAGGCCGCAGUUCUGGCUCCAUGUUUCCUGGCGAUUUUUAUCGCGGCGGUUGGAUUCGGCUCGGUUUGUUAUUGGAACAAUAUCAUAGGAGAGCGCUUGGAGGAGUGGCUAGAUGGUGCUGGUGACUGGAUUAUGUCCUGGUUUCCGGAGAAUUGGGGGACGGACUUGGUAGAUGAUGAGGAUCUGGAUCGGGAGGGUGUUAAGACAUAUGCUCGGCAGCGCAUUUUCUUCCCGUCUAACUAG
Molecule: messenger RNA, 2724 nt
Organism: Fusarium coffeatum
Lineage: Eukaryota; Fungi; Ascomycota; Sordariomycetes; Hypocreales; Nectriaceae
Exons: 2
Coding region: 1-2724 (907 amino acids)
Biological process (GO): transmembrane transport; metal ion transport
Cellular component (GO): membrane
Molecular function (GO): metal ion transmembrane transporter activity
Source: RefSeq, a predicted model, not a curated record